UUUAUUUGUCUAAAUGUUCUAACUUAUUUAGUACUUUAAUAACGGGUCUUGUAACGCAUGAAUCCACCCUAUCACAUGACCUGGGUGGACGUCAAGCCUGUUGUCACGUGACAGGAAGUAUAAUGUGAAGCGGUUGAAUGUAAGUAUUUUGAAUAAUAAACUAAAUUUAGCUCGUAAUACAUGUUUCCACUAUCAUAUAUGCAACUUCAAUUUUCAUGCAGUAAUGGCACAUUAAUUCCUAAAUGAUGCAGAAUAUUUAUGCUGAAGAGAGGAUAUUUCCCAAAUGCCACCCCACAUUGCUAGCUAGCUAGCAGCAUUAACCUCCAUGGCUAUCAAUCCGAGAGGCUAGCUACUAGCAAAACAAUCAACACAUCUAGCUAGCUAGCUAUCUAGUGGCGCAAGAAGCAGACCACUACAAUCAAAUACGAUGGACGACUCAGAUCAAGACUUCGUAGACCUCUGCUCCAAGUUGCUCAAACGAGUCCGCAGGAAAGCAGGCGAAACCGAGAAGAGAAGUGUUGCAGAGCCCUCGUCCCAGGACACUGCGAAAUACAUACCCACCAAAAGGGUGACGACUAGGAGGAAGAAGAAAGAUGUUGGCCCAAGUUCCAUGGGAGCUUUGGGUAACAACUCUGAACACGUUUCCUCCAUCUCUACCGCUUGUGAUGAACCAAUCCCACUUCCCUCCAAUACAGACGAAUCUAAACAAGCAGUGGUCAAUGGAGGAAUUGGACUUGGUGGAGGAGAGAAUGGGUCAUCAGUGGCUGUGGAUGUUGAUGGGUCUCGACCUGAGGAUAAGGGAAUGGGGGUGAAGGAGAAAGUGCUACACAGGAUGCAGCAGUUCAAGAGAGUCAAUCCACAGAAGCUGGUGCAUGGUGAGAGGAAUCAGCCUGCAGCAACAGGGAGUGAAAGUGACAGUGCUGCUCCCUAUCCACUGCAAGGUAAUCAAGCUCCAUCCACCUCCGCCUCCACUCCCCUACCGCUGGACCCCCAGAUGGAUGAUUCGGAUGAGGCCCUGGCCCUGCGUCUACAGGAGGAGCUGGACAGGGAGGCCCAGGCUGUGGCCCACGGUAGGGCAGUGGACCUAGAGCAGGGUGGCCUGUUCUUCUGUCAGCUCUGCCAGAAGGACCUAUCUGCCAUGAGCCCCACAGGACGCACCCAGCACAUCAACAGGUGUCUAGACGAGAGUGAGGACAGUGCCCCCCGUGCUGCCCCCGCUCCCCGCGUCCCAGAGUGCCCCAUCUGUGGUAAACGGUUCAAGUCCCAGAAGAGUCGCGCGGCCCACCUGAAGCGCUGCUCCUCCACGAUGGGCGUGGCUCCUGCCGUGCUGCUGCAGGCUGUACAGAGACAGGCUGCCGAGGCUGCAGGGAGCCUGACUGACAGCACCGCCAACCAACCUCCGCAGGCCGGAGGCGCCAAGCGUAAAGGCUCCACAGACCCCAGCCUCCCGGGCAGGAAGAAGCCCAGAAAGAAGCCCCGUUGCCUAGACGAAGACACCAUGGUGGCCAUGGCCCUGUCCCACUCCCUCCUGGAGAAGGAGAAAGAGAUGGAGCGGGAUAUGCAGAGAGAGAUACAGAGGGAGACAGAGAGAGAAGGGGGUCAGCAGCUCCCAGCCCUCCUCCCUCUUUCACCAUUGAAGUGGAGAGCUGAACCAAGUAAGACAAGUAAGGGGCGUGGCAAGAGGAAAAAGGGGGCACCCCCUCGCCCCCCUCCCCUCCUCCUGGUCCAGGACUCGGAGACAGCCCUGAGUCGACUACAGGAGCGUGUGGCUGCCCUCCUCCUCCAUACCCGCGCCCCCUCGCCGCCAACCCCCACACGCUGCCCCAGCACCCUGCCCUCCUGCAGCGCUGCCCCCCUCUGGCAGAAGAGUGCGUUGCGGGACGGAGGGCCAAAGGUCAUCUCUGAGUUCUACACCCCAGAGCUCAGAGAGUUUAUACAGCCUUGGGUGUCUGUAAAGAUGGAUAUGGUGUCUCCCACCAAGGCCAUGCCAGUAUCCUCCACCAACCCUUCCAUAAUAGAAGGCAUCUCUAUGACCAAGCAACCUAUCCCCUCCUCCAAACGACCAGUCCCCUCCACCCAGGCAGCCCCCUCUUCGCUCCCUUCCACCCCAGGGACAGGGCACCUUCCAGUGGGCAGCCAGACUCUGUGUGACCUGAUAGAGCUGGCUGAUGAGGGAAUGACCCUCACACAGUGGGGCUACUCUUCCCCAGGACCUGCCAGAGAUAAAGAGAGCACUGCUACAGACUUCCACCUAAGUGGCUUUGUUCCUGAGAGCACAGACGAACCCCCUGACCUGUGUGUCAGUGGCUUCAUCCCAGAGAGCAUUAGAAACACUGAAAGCCAUCAAAGGAGAUCUGUUCCUCAAAGCAGAGACACCAACAGGAGCAACCAGAAAUCAGUGGCGCUGUCCAGGCUGGCCUCAGACCUGACCAGUAUGGUGAACAACCCCCAGUUCAGUGAUGUCCAGCUACAGGUGGACAGUGGGGAGGUGUACUUCACCCAUUCAUUCAUGCUGUACGCUCGAUGCCCCCUGCUGGCGCAGAUGGUCCAUGACAGUGGAUUCGGGGUGCAGGAGGAGGCCAUGCCCUCAGCCCAGAGGGUGUUGUUGGGUGAGGUACCAGGCCAGGCUGUGUAUACCCUGCUCCAGUACAUCUACACAGCCCACUGCCCCCUCACACCCACCCUGCUGCCACACGUACAGGAGCUGGCAUCCAGGUUCGACCUGGAGGAGCUGCAGCAGCUGUGCCAGCUCUACCCAGCUCAGACAGACAUCCACAGAGGUGUAGAGGGACAGGGGGAUCCGUGGGGAGACUACCCAGCCCAGGAGCAUCAAUCUGGGGGAGAGGAGGAGCACCGAGACCAGGUCUUCAUGGAGCUCCUCCGCUCUAUGUGGAACGAAGAGGUUGUUGAGGAAGAUGAGGGCAGAGCAGAGGAAGGAGAGAUAGCGAUGGAGGGGGAGGGGCGAGGGGAUGGCGUGACGAUAGAAGACGGAGAGACGAACGAAGAAAGGGUGAACGAAGAAGAGAUGGAGGAGAUAUAUGAGUUUGCCGCCACUCAGAGAAAGAGGGAUGAAGGGAAAGAGACUGAAAAGGAAGAAUCAGAGGAUGAGGAGGGAGGAGUGACAUUUUUCACAGAGACAGAAGAAGAGCAGGAGGCUCCAAUCCAAGCUCACUCAUUGGCUGAACACUCAGAUAGGACUGAAUUAACACGCAUGAUAUCCCUUCAAACAAAACUGCCCAGUUUGGAGGCAGCCAUAGCUAUGGGUGACAUUGACACAGACAGGGAGAGUCCAAAUAGGAUAAGAACUGAUCUCAACAAAUCAGAAGGUAGAGAUCCAGAAUGUUCUAGAACAGCCACCAUGGAAUCAGACAGAACAAAACAAUUUGAAUCAAACGUCACAAGCUCAAGAAGUGUCGGAGAGGUAUCUACAAAUAAAAGCCUCCACCCCAGCCCCCAUGACGAUCAGGAGCUAAUCACCAGUCUGGACCGUAGCUACAGCCGCCUCUUCUCUGACUCCUGGGGGGUCUAUGAGACGCAGGAGGAGCCCCACACCUCCCCACCAACACCCCCAUCCUGCCACUCCCAACCCCCCAGGGCUAGCCACAAACUCUCCCGCUCCCAGCCCCCCAGGACCAUGGUAGAGGAGGAUGCGAGACAGCCAGAGCCCACCUCCCCACCCCCACUGUCCUCCCGCUCCCAGCCCACAAGGGUGAAGGUCGAUGGGGGUACGAGACCGACAGCGAUCCCUACCUUCCAGUACUCAGCCAGUGAAAUCAUUGACCUCUCCAUUAGUCCUCCUCUGGUCCCUGCUGUAUCCGCCCUACCUGUUCCUGGUUUGUCUCCAGGGGAAAUGACUGAUAUCGGGGCAGGAGGAAGGACGGAGGGGGUGGUUGGAGGAGGGAAAGUUCCUGUGUGUAAGGAGUUAUUCCAAGAGAAGAUACCAUCUAAUCCAGAGGAUAUAGAGAGAGAGAGUCAUGGUCUUUACAGUAUUUCUGUACCCCUCUCCCCUCCUCACAGUACCAAAGAAGAACCUGAGCUUAUAGUUCUGUCUGACUCUAGUGAAGAGAUGGAGGUAGGGGAUCUAGCACCUACCAGCCCCUCUCCACCACCCCCUCCUCGUCUCUCCCAGAACCACCAAGGCUACACCCGAAUCAGAACUCAAUCCAACACAGAACCCAAUAAACCCACCUCAAGAACCCAAUCAGACACAGAACCUAAGAAACCCAGCUCGAAGGAGAAAGAGACUAGUAGUUGUUCUGUGAGGGUUCCUUCUGUCUCAUCUUCAGAUCAAGGCCUAGAUCCAGAUCCUCCUGGUUAUAAACCAGGUUCUACUCUUGGUUCUGCUGGUUCUACUAGUCCCAUGGACUGUUCUGCAGAGAUGUCUUGGCUCAUCCCGGCCACUCCGCCCAUGCCAUCCAAGAGGACCAACACCAGCUCUACCCAGACCUAUAGUAGCAUGCGUCGCACUCAGCUCUUUCCUAAGGCUAACUCCUCUUCCUCCUCUUCUGCAGCAUCAGUUUUCUCCUCUCCCACCCUCCCUUUCAGGCCUAGCCUUCAGACCUCCACCACCUCCAACCCGCCCAGGGUUUCUACAUAUUCUGCCCAGACAGAGUCCUCUAUUUCUAGGCAGAAAUCAGACAACAGUGGGCCACGGCACUCCAGCUUGGGUCUCGACCAUGACGACCGCUCUUCCCAGAAAUACAACAGUGGUUCAUUCGGGUCUGACCGUGCUGCCCGCUCCCCUGUAUUCACGGUCCCCUCCCAGUCCCAAUCAAAACGCUGCCGCCUCCCCCGCCUGACCCCCUCUCUCUCCUUCAUCCCUCCACCAGACGCCUCCACCAAGGGUACCCCUCUCCACAACGUCCCCCAGCCUUACAGCUCCACUCCCCUUCAUUCAGAUCUACCCAAGCCCUCCGCUCCGUCUCUGGCCUCCAUGGCCUCCCCUCUUCUGAGAGACGGUGCAGGGGAGGGGGACAGCGGAACCAGGCAGAAAGGGAGGGAGCUGGGGUUCUCUGGGAGCCCAUGGAAGAGAGGGGGACUGGGGUCUCUGCACCUGUCCCUCUCGGACCCUUCCGACCCCUCCUCGUCCCCACAUAAGGAGUCCCUUACCCAACCGAGAGAGAAGAACGGCUCCCCCGGACAACGCCGACCAUCCACCGAGGCUAAAUACUUCCACAGCCCAGGAGAUAGAGAGACGGAGGGAGAGAAAGAGAGGGGGGUGAGAGAGGAAUCGGAUGAGAGGAUGGAAAUAGAGGAACUGGAAAGGAGUGUAGUGAAGGAGGAAGAGCAGGAGGAAGAGAUAGAAAAAAGAGAAGGAGAAGAUAUGGAGAGGUCCACUAACAGCUUUCAACAGAGCUUCCUCGGGAUGGACGAGCCUCCCAUGGCCUUCGAUGACUCCUGGGGCCUAAACGCAGGAGGAGGGGACACGGACGGAGAACGAUCCCAGGACGUGUGCUUCAGUCUGAGGAUGGAGAGCAGCGGCGGUGGGGCUAGUCCUCCAAGACAGGGCCGGAGAGAUGGAGAGGUUGCAGGACCAUCCUCUACUUUUACCCCCUCUCCUCCUAAAACCCACACCAGCCACUCUUUCUCCACCCCCUCUCCACCUCCACCCAACACCACUACGCCCCAGGCCAACGCAGAGAUCAACGCUAGCCUCCUGGACGCUAAGAUCUGGGACGACUGGGGGGAGGAGGAGGCUCUUCCUCUCUCUCAGAGGGUGAAUGCUGUAGCUCUGGCUCAAAGAGUGGCCCAGCUCAAGACUCCAGUGGCGUCCCGUAGGAAAGGCCAGCAGGGCCCCCUGGUCCCCAUCACCCCCAUGCCCAGCUACUCUGACAUGGACACACCUGAUCUCAAGAACAAGCUCAAUAGAUUCGGUGUGCGUCCCUUACCCAAGCGCCAGAUGAUCCUGAAGCUCAAGGAGAUCCACCAGUACACCCACCAGGUCAUCAGUUCAGAGUCCGAGGAUGAGGCACCUUCCCUGGGUCGCCCCAGAGCCGUCGGGCCCCUACCCACCACCACCUCCAUGGAGCCCACCAGAAAGCCAGUGUCCUGUGCCCAGACUGGGGGGUUUAAAGAGCCUAGUGAAAGAGCAGCACCUACCGUCUCCCUGGUGAAACUGCCUGGUGGGGAGGAGGACAUGGAGCCUCUCUCUGCCUCUCAGGGAUCCAAUAAGUCCUCCACAGCACCCAGUGAAGACUCUGAGAGGUCUAAUCCAGAGCAGUGUCUCUCUGAUGACUCAGAUAACGACGACAUUACUUCCUCGCAGUCUGCCUCCAAGCUCCAGGACAGCCUCGUCGCUGUCCGUCGUUUCAUCCAGUCAGACCCUCACCUCUACGGGCAGAUCCUCCACUACCAGCCCCUGGUCCUGUCAGACCUCCAGGCCAGACUCAAGGCCGCAGGUAUCCGGCUGGGGGCAGCCAAGCUACUAGACUACCUGGAUUCCCAGUGCAUUACGUUUACCACAGCCAGGCCUGGACUGAGGGGAGGGAGAAAGAGGAGAGGGAAGGGGGUGACCAGGGCUGGAGGGAGGGGAAGGGGAGGGAGAGGGGUAGCUAAAACAGCAGAUUGAAGUUACCUGUGUGAGGAUACAGUGGAGGCAAAGGUGGAUUUGAAGUGAACAUUUUAUCAGUGGCAAUUAAGGCUGUCAAAUGUUACUACCACUGAGUUUAAGUUGAAUUGUUUCCUGUUUUAUAUUGGUUGUAUAUUGUUUGGAUUUAAUUUAAAAUGUUACUUCUAUAACUAAGAGAAAAUAAAAAAA
Molecule: messenger RNA, 6757 nt
Organism: Coregonus clupeaformis (lake whitefish)
Lineage: Eukaryota; Metazoa; Chordata; Actinopteri; Salmoniformes; Salmonidae
Gene: slx4
Product: SLX4 structure-specific endonuclease subunit homolog (S. cerevisiae)
Exons: 13
Coding region: 428-6568 (2046 amino acids)
Biological process (GO): DNA replication; interstrand cross-link repair; meiotic DNA double-strand break processing
Cellular component (GO): nucleus; Slx1-Slx4 complex
Molecular function (GO): enzyme binding
Source: RefSeq, a predicted model, not a curated record